Messenger RNA from Penicillium expansum, 153 nucleotides. RefSeq lists its product as uncharacterized. The record is from RefSeq and is a predicted model, not a curated record. Lineage: Eukaryota; Fungi; Ascomycota; Eurotiomycetes; Eurotiales; Aspergillaceae. Bases 1 to 153 code for a protein of 50 amino acids. The transcript has a single exon.
AUGGGUGCGGGAUUUCUGGGGGAAAAGCCAAGGCAAAAGCGGGGGAUAUAUUAUACUUCCCCACAAGAAGCCAAGAUGAGGAACAAAGCCAAUGAUGGGAUGGCUAGAUCGAGUUGGAAAUCCGAAAUGGGGGCAAAUGAUAAGUGCGAAUAG